Molecule: messenger RNA, 204 nt
Organism: Penicillium nucicola
Lineage: Eukaryota; Fungi; Ascomycota; Eurotiomycetes; Eurotiales; Aspergillaceae
Product: DASH complex subunit DAD4
Exons: 4
Coding region: 1-204 (67 amino acids)
Biological process (GO): attachment of spindle microtubules to kinetochore
Cellular component (GO): mitotic spindle; DASH complex
Source: RefSeq, a predicted model, not a curated record
AUGGAGAGUCCCCACGAGCACCAGCAGACUGUUCUGCUUUCCCGCAUCAUCACCAACGUUGAAAAGCUCAAUGAAGCUGUGAUGGUCAUGAACAAAGGACUUCAGGAGGUCAAUAUCCAGAAUAUGAAUGUCGAGCUUGUUGCGCAGAUGUUCAAGAACUAUCAGUCUAAUGUUCUCUUCCAUUUGGAAGGUAAGAUAUGCUGA